This is a messenger RNA of Didymodactylos carnosus, 1047 nucleotides long. Lineage: Eukaryota; Metazoa; Rotifera; Eurotatoria; Philodinida; Philodinidae. The record is from the annotation of a GenBank genome assembly.
AUGCUAUACACAUCUCGCCGUCAACAACAUUCCAAAACCGUCCAAGCAAAACUUCGUACAACUGAAGCCAGUAGUUUUGGCCAAGAUGAUGAAAACGAAGCCGACGAUGUCAUCGAACCGAUGGAACUGGAGGCAGAGGAUGAAAGAAUUCAUAUCGAUUAUAAAAAUAAAAAUAUUUUAAAUGACAUCAGUGACCUUUUCGAAAUAUGUAAAAAGAAAUGUGGCCUAAAAUCCAUUAGUUGUCUUCUGUACAUGAGUUUGAGACACGUUGGUAUAACAUAUGAAAAGUGCGACGAUAUUUUAAAAACAAUCGGUGGUUAUACAAGUCAGACAGCACAGAAAUGGACGGAAGUAUUAGUGAAUGGAAAUUUUGGCGAUUUUAUGGUGGAAAAUCGCGGAGGAAAGCACUGUAGUAGUUUUUAUGACUACUUUCCAGAAAUUGAGACGGAGGCAAAACUGUAUAGUUUAGAACGUUGUGGUCAGAAAGCUGCCGAUUUCUCUGCAUUAGAUUUGGCUCAUUUUAUCGACAAAAGAUUCUAUGAAGAGUCAAACAUUGUUAAAAAUGAUGACAGUGCGCUGAUACGUUCGGUGGCCUCGUGUCGCCUCGAUCUAAGGCGUUGGGGUGCAAAGUUCGAUAAGAACUCUCAGCGUCCUUAUUUCGAGGGACACGAGCGCGAUGAUGUCAAAGAGCACCGCUCAAAAUUUGUCGAGUAUUUCUUAACAAGAAAAGCUAAUUAUUACAUGGUUACGGAGGGAGAAAAUCCGGUGUGGAAAGUUCCAACAGCUAAUCCGCCGUGUGUACAUAAUUGCUAUAAGGUCAAGGAAAUAAAUGGGAAAAGAUUGCGCAAAAUUCGUUCCAGUCCUAAGCUCUAGCCGAUAAAGCGCUAUCGUGUGCUGGCACCACCUAGCGAGUUCUAAGAAGAAGGCUAACCUACCAAUGAGUUCAGGGAGAGCCUUAGCCCAUAACUUAACGCAUUUAUGGUGACACACGUUAAAAUUAGACAUCUUUUUCGUUAUUUUCCUCAACAAGCCUCAUAAAAUCUUCCC